Cygnus olor (mute swan) is the source of this 2558-nucleotide messenger RNA. RefSeq names its product zinc finger protein 648 (gene ZNF648). The record is from RefSeq and is a predicted model, not a curated record. The transcript has 5 exons. Gene Ontology annotation, molecular function: RNA polymerase II transcription regulatory region sequence-specific DNA binding; DNA-binding transcription factor activity, RNA polymerase II-specific. NCBI's taxonomy places the organism in Eukaryota, Metazoa, Chordata, Aves, Anseriformes, Anatidae. Bases 786 to 1952 code for a protein of 388 amino acids. Gene Ontology annotation, cellular component: nucleus. Gene Ontology annotation, biological process: regulation of transcription by RNA polymerase II.
UCCCGGCAGAAGAUGGCGGCCGCCGGCCGGCCCGGGCCCUGAGCAGCGCCGCGCCCGCUCCGCCCGCGGGGCCGAGGCCGCCGGGGGGCAGCGCCCGGCCCGGGCCGCACGGAAUCUGACCUGGAAGAAGCCAGCCAUGAAAGGUCACGGGAAUUUGUACUGCCUGUCUCCACAAUUACUAGCAAGUGCAUUCCUGCUGGACCAUCGAUUUGAGAAGAAGUUCAUAUAGAACUGCAGUCUGAAGAAGAGGAGACCUUUAAAACUUGCCACCAGAAACAGAAUUCAGCCACCCCUGGGGUUUUUGACACCUCCAGUACCAACUUAGACCUGCAGCGUGAAGAUAAAGAUUUAGAGCGCCGUUCCUCUGAACGCUCAGAGGAACCUCAAGGAGGGAGAAGCAAGGAUGAUGCAAGCAUCAUUCUUAUUAAUGCUUUUGGGGAGGAGGACCUGGAACCCAUCUCUAGAGAUGCUUUGACUUACAGGAGAAAGCAAUUCAAUGCCUCUUUCCAGGAUGCAAAUACCCAUUUUGAAAACCUGUGAGCUUUGUUAAGAAGAUCCACCAAGACAGCUGUCCAAUGUUCAACAUAACUGCAAUGCUGAAAGCAGGAGCAAUCUCUGCAAAGUUACGCAGUGAUGCUGGAGAGUGAUGAUGACUGCAGGAAGCACCGCACCGGGAGGACUGUAAGAAGAGCUGAGAAUGAGAUGGACUUACCGUGAAAGACUUGACUCUCUUGGCAUACGCAUCAUCAACGAGCUGCAGGUGAACGCAGUGUACACAUCAGAGGAUGGAUUUGAAGGUGGACUGGGGCUCUGAGAGUAACACUUGUGACACAAGUGAGAAGCAGUCAAAUUAUUCCAGAAAGACCACUGAGGAGGUGGGCCACAAACCUAACCUUCAGGAGGAGGUAGACAUGAAUUACUCAGAGACGUCCAGUCCUUGUUGCAACUCUGCUGGACUGCCAGGUAAGCAGGAGCUUCCAACAGAGUUGCAGAGUGAAGACAAGGAAACCUAUGAGACCUGCUACCAGAAACGAGGUGAGAGCACAGCUGGGAUAUUUGUCCCCUCCAGUACCAACUUUGACCUGCAGUGUGAAGAUAAAGAUGCAGAGCGCUGUUCCUCCGAGCGCUCCAAGAAGCCACGGAGAAGAGCGCGUGGUGAUAAUGAAAAUACCAUUCUUGGUGGUGUGUUUGAUGAGGAUGUGGAACCCAUCUCUGGAGAAGCUUUGCCAUAUCGGUGCAAGAAGUGUGGUGCCUCUUUCCAGGGUACGAGCGAGCUGCAGGAACAUAAGCAAACUCACCUCGUGGAAAACUCCUAUCGUUGUCCUGUCUGUGCCAAAGAGUUCUUCCGCGCAGCCAAUUUGCGAAUGCACAAGCUGAUCCAUUCUAGUGACAGGCCGCACAAAUGUCCGGAGUGCGACAAGGGUUUCAUUCGCACGGCUGAUGUCUGGAGGCAUCUACGCAACGUGCACAAGAUAGAGCGCUCCAUGGUGAUUUUGGGAAAUGGCAUGGCUAGGAACCCCUGGUCGAUUGUGCACCGUAACCAGCAGACUGUUGAGUACACCGACCAGCCUUGUGCAGAGAACCACAAGGCUGAGGAAGAAGACUGUAAGCCUUAUGCCUGUCCGACGUGCGGCAAAGGUUUCGAUAAGCCUAACCUGCUUUCCAAACACAAGGUGAUCCACCGGCAAGAGAAGCCCUAUAAGUGUCAGGAAUGUGGCAUGGCGUUUGUGCAGCUGCUCAGACUGAAAAGACACCAGCAGACUCACUCCGGGGAGCGCCCCUUCUACUGCGAGGAGUGCGGAGGGACGUUCACCCGGCUGGCAUCGCUCCAGCGCCACCAGCGCAUCCACACCGGGGAAAAACCCUACUCCUGCGACUACUGUGGUCACUCCUUCACUGAGUCAGGUACCCUCCGGAGGCACGAGCGCACGCACAAACUGGACAAAUCGUAAUUCUUAGUUCGUUUGUGGCUGCGGUCUCCUUUGGUUGCUUCUUAACCUGAACGAGGCCUGUUAAAGAGGCCUGGGGAAAGCACUCCACUGCAUGCACUACAGCCAGUCUGGACCCACUUGAGCGAGGAGCUCAGGAACUUGUGCUGGUAGAGCUUGCACUUACUGGCUUUAAACUGUCUUUGCGUGAAUAAAUAGCUAAAUUACCACUGAGUAACAAAAUGUGAGACUUGUGAAGACUGAAAUAGCUCACAUGUGCUGGCACUGUGUCACCACUGUGAAUCGGAGAUGCGUCUGCUUGAGCUUUUUGCAAGGAUGCAUGGGCUAUGAAACUUCUCUCUGCAGUCUUGGUCACUGGACAGAUUGGCCCUGCCCUCUCGAGUGUGAUGGCUCCUUGGCACUGGGUCUGGAGAUCUGUUGUUGCAGGUCUUUGCUAAGCUGUAAGAGUCCAUGAUUGUCCUUGCAUCCUCCUUGCAUUCUGCGGAAUUUUUCUUUCCAUUAUGUAUUUUUAUUUGGAGGGGAAGUAUCAUGUUGGUUAUUUUUAAAAAAACAAACAAAAAACCUACCCACAAAACAGUUCCUUAAUAAACUAAACACUUAUCAGCUGUA